AUGUUGCGAUACGCGCUGUUUUUUAUGUUGUUCACCGCGGUUUUAGCCAAAUAUGAAAUCUAUGAUGGCCAUGCUGUCUACCGAGUGUCUGUAAAAACUGAGAAACAUGCACAGAUAUUGCAUAACCUGGAGAUCCACAACAACUUGGACUUCUGGCAGCGAGCGGCGCCGGGUCAUGAGGCUAUAGUGCUGGUUGCUAAGCAACUGCGUCUGCUGGUUGAGACAACACUACUUUUUAACGGACUUACAUACACCGUUGAAGUUGAAAAUGUUAAACCGUACCUAGACCGUGAGAAUGAUUUACUUUCUGAUGCUGCUAAAAGGAGCAGGGUGUUAUCAAGUAGCGGAAGGUUGACUUUGGACAAAAUUCACACAUAUGAAGAGGUUGAAGCUUACAUGGAUGACUUGGCAAGGACCUACCCAAAACUCGUUACCGUGGUGACAGCAGGUCAAAGUUUUGAAAAGAGACCUAUUAGGUACCUUAAAAUCUCUACAACUAACUUCCAAGAUUCUACAAAACCUGUAGUUUUCGUCCAAUCUCUGCUUCACGCUCGUGAAUGGGUUACCCUCCCAGCCAGUCUUUACGCCAUACAGAAGUUAGUUGUGAACGUGACAGAAAGUGACUUGGUGGAUAGAAUUGAUUGGAUCAUUCUGCCAAUUGCUAACCCAGAUGGUUACAUUGCAUCGCAUGGAGAAGAAAGAUUCUGGCGCAAGAACCGUGCCACCGGCUACGCCCCAUUGGACGUUUGCACCGGAGUAGACCUGAAUCGCAACUUUGACUUCAUGUGGGGAACUCAAUCCAGUGACAUCGUCUGCACUGAGAUCUUCCACGGCCGAAGCGCCUUCUCCGAACCGGAGACCCAGGCAGUCAAGACUAUUUUUGACCAAUACAAGAGUCGUAUGCAACUCUUCAUAGACAUUCAUAGCUACGGAAGCUUAAUACUCUACGGUUAUGGAACAGAAGAGCUACCACCAAACGCACUAAACCUUCAUCUAAAUGGUAUAAACAUGGCCCAAGCUAUCGAUGCUGUUAAGAUGUCUCACAACCGAGAUUAUAGAGUUGGAAACUCCGCGAUGGUAUUAUACAAAAACUCUGGAACUACACCAGAUUAUGCUCAAUCUAUUGGAGUUCCUCUAUCCUACACCUACGAGCUACCUGCUUCAAGACUUGGCUUCCACGUUUUAGGCUUCCUUGUAGAUCCUGACUUCAUCGAACAGGCUGGAUAUGAAACAUGGGAGGGAAUUAGGACUGGUGCAAGUUUAAUAUGUUAUACUAUAGUUGUUGUUUUAAAUAUAUUUUUAUGUGUUUAUGGAAAAAAUGAAGAGUACAAAGGCUUCAAAAUAUACAAUGUAGAAUUGGUAACCGAAGAACAACAGAACAAUUUUAGUCUGUUGAAAAGUGAUGAAAUAGACUUUUUGAGAAAACCAUCCUUUAAAUACGGUGUUAUUGGCAAGGCGAUGGUUCCGCUUUCUGAAGUUCAUUGGUUUGAAGAAAAAUUGCACGAGCUUGGUGUGGAACGAAAUAUUGAAAUAGAAGACCUUUAUCAGUAUAUGUUACAACAGGAUACAAAUCUAAAACAAAACAACGAAGCUUCAUUUGAUUUUGACGGUUACUAUAGAUAUGAUAAGAUUUUAGCCUACAUGCAGUCAAUUGAAGCCCGCUACCAAAACUCAACUGAUAUAGAAAUAACACUGUUAGAAGUCGAAACAACAGAUGAAAAUCGAACCCUAGCUUACUUAAAAUUGGGCAAAGCAAACAGCAAUAACUCUGCUAUCAUCAUAGAAGCUGCAAUCAAUCCUAGAGAGUGGAUAACUGUACCAGCUGCGUUGAAUGUCGUAGAGAAAGUAAUUGCUGAAAGAAGACUGUUAGAUCAUUACGAUUGGAUUAUUAUACCGGUUUUAAAUCCAGAUGGCUACGAAUAUACACACACUAAUUUACGUUUCUGGCAAAAGAAUCGCAGCACCCGAAGUAAUCUCGGCGUCAUAUGUCCAGGAGUUAAUAUAAACCGAAACUUUGACAUCGAUUGGCUUAUAUCAGAUUCUAGUUCGAGUCCAUGCAGCCAUUUAUACGGUGGUACUGAAGCAUUUUCGGAACCCGAAGCUAGGUUUAUUAGGUCGAUACACCAGGAGUAUAGAGAUCGUACUCGAUUGUAUAUAUCUCUUCAGAAUUCUGGUGGUUUCAUCGCUUAUCCGUGGCAGUAUGAAAGAGCUGCAAGUGGGAUGUUCAGACAGCAUUAUCUCUUAGGAUUACAAAUGGCGAAUGCUAUAGGGGGUUCCAAUCUAGAUAUCGCAGCCUUGGCUUAUGGCGAUAGAGCGUCAGGAACGAGUACAGAUUAUUUAACAAUGAAUAGCGUUUUGUACGCGUUUAACGUUGAUGUCGAAGGUUCUGGUAGGGACAAUGUUGAAAUACCAGAGGCUGAAAUAAGAAAUGUAGUAGAUAAAGUAUGGAGUGCGAUAAAAGUUGCCGCUGAUAGUUUCUUAAAUUAA
Molecule: messenger RNA, 2487 nt
Organism: Leptosia nina
Lineage: Eukaryota; Metazoa; Arthropoda; Insecta; Lepidoptera; Pieridae
Source: the annotation of a GenBank genome assembly